This is a messenger RNA of Mesorhabditis belari, 2022 nucleotides long. The record is from the annotation of a GenBank genome assembly. NCBI's taxonomy places the organism in Eukaryota, Metazoa, Nematoda, Chromadorea, Rhabditida, Rhabditidae.
AUGCGUCGAACUCGAAGCCAAUCCGAGAGCUCGAGCAGCGAAUGGGAAGUGGAAAAUGGCGUCGAGAGAGAAGUGCCGAUAGCCGAUGACGUGGAUUUGCUCUUUGGGAAUUACUUGGAUCAAUUGAAAGUGAUCGACCAUUUCCCUAAUGAAAGUGAGGUAACGAGAGAAGCCUACCGCUAUCAAGCGCAAGAGAAUCUCUUCUCAGCCGUCGGAAAACUCGAUAACGUGAACACAGCGCUGAAAAAAGUGAACUAUUUGCUGCAGAGAAAGAGAUCCACCGAUUUGAAUCCACAAAUUCUUCAAGAAGUGCACCGAUUGAAGCUCGAGCAACAGCUACAGUUGGAGGGAUCAAGUGUGGAAUUGAUCGAAGAAAGGAUUCAAGUACUCGAUGACACGGCUACGGAGACAUCAACCGAAGGAAACGAAGAUCCACAGCUAAAUCCGGGAGAUGACAAGGAGCCAAAUAUUGAGCCAGAAACGAAUCUCGUUCAAUUAUUCGAUAUCACUGAAGACGGGGAAACCAUCUUCAAGAAAGAAGUCCUCGACGAUCUCUGUGAUCAGAUCGGUGAUAGACCGGUUGCCAUCAUUUCAACAGCCGGAAAAUUUCGACAAGGGAAAACCUUUUGGAACAAUGUUUUGUUGAAAGGGCUUCAAGAGGGAAAUGCCGAUUUUAAACCGACUGACUAUAUUGGCGGUCAUGACGGUAUCCGUUUUCAAUCUGGAUACAUUCGGCACACAAAGGGGAUCAUGGUUUGGCCAAAGGUUUUCAUCAGAAAGGAUAAACAAGGAAAUGAGCUGGCCGUCAUCCUCAUGGACACUCAAGGCACAUUUGACACGACGAGUGACAUGAUCGAUUCGGCAAUUAUCUUUUCGAUCUCACUCCUUAUGUCUUCCAUCAAAAUUUUCAAUGUUCGAACGCAAAUCGACGCCCAGGAUCUGGAUUCGCUGAACCUUUUCCUUGCCUUCAGCCAAAGGACCGAUGAAAGGGCGGGACAGCACUUCAUCAUCAUGAUCCGAGACGCACUCGAAUCCGGCUUUCAACCAUCAUACAUUGAGACUCUUCAGGCUCAAACGAGACGAGCUCCUGAAUUGAAAAAGCUACUUGAGGGGAUCUUUUCGGCUUUCGAGAAAGUCGAGUGUUUCAUGGCGAAAACCCCGAGUGAGCAUGUGCUGAAUGCGAGUGGGGAGAUUAGAGCUCAAGAUUGCGGUGAUCGAUUCCUGGGAGAUCUCUGCGAAUGCGCAAAUCACGUGCUUGAGAAUUUGGUCCCAAAGACGUUCAUGGGAAAUCAUCUCACAGGGAACACGUUGAAGCGAUACGUUGAGAACCUCGUCGAUCACAUCAAAGAGAACAAUCACAAGGCGAUCGGCUCAGCUUUCCAGGCUACUUCCGAGCUCUUCUUCGAAAAAGCCAAAGCAGCCGCAGCUGAGUACUUCGCCGCAGCACACGAUCAGCUGAUGCGCGGGUCCGGGCAUCAGCCAAUAAAUCCAAAAGAGUACGAAGAGACACUCAAGAAAUUCGUCGAUGAAGCACUUCAGGAAUACAGCUCAAAACCACUCUUUGGGACUCAAGAAGUUAAAGAGAAAACUUUCUUGGCGUUGAAGGAGUCUUUAGAGGCAAAAUGCCAAGAGAAGCUGCUUAGCAAUCGGAGCCGUUUCCGCGACUUUUUGAUGGCCGAUGCCGUGCAUCAAAGCUCAGAGUUGUACGAGAAAGGGAUGAAGCCAGACUUCGGGGAUUCCCUUCUCGGAAAAGCUACCGUUGAACAAGUGAAAGCUCGACACGAGAAAGCCUUUCCUGAAGCAAUGUCACUUUUUGAGAAUGCUGUUGAGCCUUUCAACGAUGAGGUGGAUUUGAUCAAGCGUAAGAGGAAUCUUCUCACGAAGAUGAUUUUGACUCGUUUCGAGGAUCUCCAGAGUGACAACCUCGUCGUUCAACUCAACGCAUCUUUGGAUUCAAUGAUCAACGCGCUUGCAGACAAUUACGGAAAAUUUUUGAAAGAGGUGGCUAGCUUUUUGCUUUUG